UUUUCUUUGGGUUGAAGUCUUCGUAGUUUGUACAAAUAUCUCAUUGCCCGAGAGAGAGAGAGAGAGAGAGAGACAGCGAGCGUCUUGGAGAGUUCGAGGUGGGAGAUUUUUGUGAGAGUGAAAAAUAAAGGACAGCUUUUACAGUUUUGUGCAUCCAUGGCCGACCACUCCGAUGAUUUAGACCAACUCCUGGAUAGUGCUUUGGAUGACUUCGAAAUUCUCGACCUCAAUCCUUCCCUUCAAAGAAAUAAAGAUGCUACAGAGACCAAGCAAGAUGAGCCACCCACUUUACCCUCCGGGAUUCAAGGACUGGGCAUGGGUUUGCCCGACCUGAGAAGCAAGAAAAAAGGGAAGCAAAAGGUUUCCAAGGAUUCUCAUGUUUCUGAGGCGCUUGACAAGCUCAGAGAGCAGACUAUGGAGGCUGUUAAAGGACUUGAAUCGGUGACUGGUGCUAAACCCGGCGGAGAUGAUUUGGGCAGUGAUGCUAUGAUGGAGGAUUGGGUCAAGCAAUUUGAAGAGCUUACUGGGUCUCAGGACAUGGAAUCUAUUGUUGAGACCAUGAUGCAACAGCUUUUGUCCAAGGAGAUUCUUCAAGAACCAAUGAAGGAAAUUGGAGAAAGAUAUCCAAAGUGGUUGGAAGAUCAUAAAGCCAGCUUGAGUGCAGAAGAAUAUGAACGUUAUUCUCGCCAAUAUAAACUCAUAAAAGAUCUAAAUGAAGUUUACGAAAAUGAUCCUAGUAACUUCAACAGGGUUGUUGAGCUGAUGCAGAAAAUGCAGGAAUGUGGACAGCCUCCAAACGAUAUUGUCCAAGAGCUUGCUCCUGAUUUUGAUCUAGCUAAUCUUGGACAGAUAUCUCCAGAGAUGCUCGACUCCCAGUCAAAUUGUUCCAUAAUGUGAGGAAAUGUCUCCAGUGGCAUGUCCCCCCAACCCCAGGCUGUUCGGUUAUACGGUGGAUAUUGUUAUUUGUUGAAUAUUUGUAGGAAAUAAAUUGUUUUAUGCUCCAAGAACUAGAUGAUGAUGAUGAAGAAGAUGAGUUCCGCAAUUUCAGAGCUUCAGUGUUGGGUUCAUUUCAAGCUUUGUACCUGAUCUGACGUUGUGUCCCGAGUCAAAUUGUGGCUUUUGUGGGUGCUAAGUUCAGCAAUUUGCUUGUGAGGACAUUA
This is a messenger RNA of Juglans microcarpa x Juglans regia, 1160 nucleotides long. RefSeq names its product peroxisome biogenesis protein 19-2-like. Gene Ontology annotation, cellular component: peroxisome; peroxisomal membrane. Gene Ontology annotation, biological process: protein import into peroxisome membrane. The transcript has 5 exons. Lineage: Eukaryota; Viridiplantae; Streptophyta; Magnoliopsida; Fagales; Juglandaceae. The coding region runs from base 157 to 897 and encodes 246 amino acids. The record is from RefSeq and is a predicted model, not a curated record.